AGCAGCUGAAGGCUCCGCUGGAGGAAUACGUCAACAAGCGCUACCCCGGCCUGGUGAAGAUUGUCAGGAACCAGAAGAGGGAGGGGCUGAUACGGGCCCGGCUGGAGGGCUGGAAGGUGGCCACCGGAGAGGUGACCGGGUUCUUCGACGCACAUGUGGAGUUCACCCCGUCCUGGGCCGAGCCGGUUCUGGCCAGAAUCAAAGAGGACCACACAAGGAUUAUCCUGCCGUCCAUCGACAACAUCAAGCACGACACAUUCGAGUUGGAGCGCUAUGAGAACUCGGGCCACGGCUACAACUGGGAGCUGUGGUGCAUGUACAUCAACCCCCCUAAACAGUGGUGGGACGAGGGGGACACAUCGGCUCCCAUCAGGACUCCUGCCAUGAUUGGCUGCUCCUUCGUGGCCAGUCGCAACUACUUUGGCGAGCUGGGCCUACUCGACUCCGGCAUGGACGUCUACGGAGGAGAGAACAUCGAGCUGGGCAUCAGGGUGAGUGUGUCGCCCAGUUUCCUCUUGUUCCAGCUCUCUGUACCCUGUAGGUUAGAGUGGAGCAGCGUCCUGUCGUGUGGCCCCGCUGAUGAAUGA
Messenger RNA from Notothenia coriiceps (black rockcod), 587 nucleotides. Its product is annotated as putative polypeptide N-acetylgalactosaminyltransferase-like protein 3. The transcript is spliced from 3 exons. Gene Ontology annotation, molecular function: polypeptide N-acetylgalactosaminyltransferase activity. The record is from RefSeq and is a predicted model, not a curated record. The annotation marks the transcript as partial. Gene Ontology annotation, cellular component: Golgi apparatus. NCBI's taxonomy places the organism in Eukaryota, Metazoa, Chordata, Actinopteri, Perciformes, Nototheniidae. Gene Ontology annotation, biological process: protein O-linked glycosylation.